AUGUCCCGACUGGGUAAGUGCUGCGGGGGAAACGCCGCGGAGGAUGAGCGGCUUCCAUCCCGAGUGCCAGCCGACAUGGCGGACGAAAUCCAGCGGAACACCUUGCUUACGCUCAAAGAAAUACAGGGACUGUAUGACAGGUUUCGCAAGUACGCGCCCAACGGCCGUCUGCUUUUCUCCCGGUUUUGCGACACCUUGGGAGUGUUGGGAAUGCUGGAUGACACGAUGAUAGCAGAGCGGAUGUUCAGAGCGUUUGAUCAGAACAGAGAUAGAGAGCUGAGCUUUACUGAGUUCGCCACAGCUUUGGGCGUUAUGAUGCGCGGAACAGACGACCAAAAACUUGAUCUCUCAUUCCGCAUCCUCAACCCCACGUAUACGGGUACGGGAAAGUGCUUAGAAGAUUACCGCUUGCAGUCCGUGAGCACUUCAGGUUCUGACGACACCAUUGCAGCGUCUCCGCAUCGCCAGGCCUCCCAUACCAACUCUAGUGGUCUGCCUCGGCCGGCUUUUAGCAGUCCUCCCGCCUCUGGACUUGCAGUUGUUCAAGACGGGGAUGAAGAGGACAGUUGCGGAGUCGCCGGACAAGCUGAUGCUGCUGCUGAGCACGGGUCUCAAGCGAACUCUUCAAAGGUGAAGGACCAAAUUAGCAGCGAGACCGGCAAACCCGUUUCUGACCAAGUACUGGCGCCGAAGCAGACACUACGCGUCCCUGGGAGCGUGCAUUGGUUUGAGAGGUGCCGCAGCGUCAUUUACGCAGACAGUUUGGGGCUAGACGAAUUCCUCGAUUUGGUUAAGUGUCUGCAAGCUUCCCGCCGGGUCCUGCUAGGGGGAGAUGGCAACCUGGCGUCUGACGAGGAGAUAGCGAUGACAUUUCUGCCUCUUGCAUCGGAAAUGCCAGAUGGGUCGAGGCGGAUGAUGUUGAAAGACUUCAAAAGGGCGGUGCACACGAGCCCGCGGUUCCUCUGCCUCCUGGGCGUUACUAACAACAACGUAUCUACCCCUUCGUGCCAGUCCGAGACUUCCGGCACGACGAAAUCCGACAAGAGGAACAGCCUCUACUCGAUAGAGUGCACUGGGGUUUCGUGCACACUAGGCGGGACUUUAGGGUCCCCAGAGGCUGGUGCUGCUGUACGGGCGGAGCUUCUGCGUCGAGUGCGACAGGCGGAGGCUCAGGCUGAAGUGCAUCAGCGGAAGUUGCAACAACAGCAAAGGGAUCAGCUGAAGCAGCUGGCGGAGAGUCUCCGAGCUGUGGAGCGCGACGUAGAGGCGGUAAAAACGGCCCUUGCCUCAAAGGCGUCCGAUGCCUCAGCAAAGCCAUUGGGGGUAUAUCUCUGUGAGAACGAGUCGCCGGCACCCCAGCAUCAUGAGGAACUUUUCGGCCGAUUGUGCAGCAGUCCUGUACGCAGUGAUUCCGCCAAACUUGAAUCUUCUGGGGAAUGCGGAGGCACAGGAGACUCCACGGCAAAUGAAUCGCCUCGGAAGUUGCAGGCACAAGGCGGGAAGCCCAAUGUAGAGGGACCGCAGGCUUUUGUGGAGACAGCAGAAGGAGCAGAGCAGGCAGCGACGGCAGCGACAGCUGCUGCGGCGGCGGCGUUUGCUGCACUUCAGCAAGCUGAGCAGCAGCUUAAUCGCAUCCUAGAGGAGAGCAGCAUGGCGACUUUUCUGCCGAUGCACAUUGCAGAUCAGUUGAUGGUGGAAAUGAGCAGUAGGGAUAACUUCGAAGCCGUGCACGAGUUCAGUAGAGGGGGGCCAUCUGUUAUUCAACGGGACAUCUCAUGCCGCACGCGGAAGUCGAUACUCCUUCCUAAACUGACAGGGGAGUCAGUUAGUAGACCAAGUUCAGAAGCAAUCAGCGAGUCCGCCACGAACUGGUCCGUACCCCACCUUCUCGAUGGUCCAAGGCGGCACAAAGUCUCCUUCUUGGUUGGAGAAAACGAUAGCUCGCCUGCCCAGGACGUUGGUUAUCCGUUGCGCGCGCUUGUUCCAUUCAGCAAGUUGCGCCCACGAAAACGCCACUGCGCAGUCCGUGAGGGCUUCAACAACUACAAUAUUUCCUUUGAAGGAUCCCGGAUUGGAUGA
Messenger RNA from Eimeria maxima, 2079 nucleotides. Its product is annotated as Phosphatidylinositol-4-phosphate-5-kinase , related. Bases 1 to 2079 code for a protein of 692 amino acids. The transcript is spliced from 8 exons. The record is from RefSeq and is a predicted model, not a curated record. NCBI's taxonomy places the organism in Eukaryota, Apicomplexa, Conoidasida, Eucoccidiorida, Eimeriidae. Gene Ontology annotation, molecular function: calcium ion binding.